This is a messenger RNA of Phialemonium atrogriseum, 4439 nucleotides long. RefSeq names its product TIP120-domain-containing protein. Gene Ontology annotation, cellular component: nucleus. NCBI's taxonomy places the organism in Eukaryota, Fungi, Ascomycota, Sordariomycetes, Cephalothecales, Cephalothecaceae. Bases 301 to 4353 code for a protein of 1350 amino acids. The record is from RefSeq and is a predicted model, not a curated record. Gene Ontology annotation, biological process: protein ubiquitination; SCF complex assembly. The transcript has 5 exons.
UAACCCCACACCGGCACCCCCACCAGCUGCUUUGGCCUUUUGCCUUCACCAUUUCAACAACAAUCAGCCAACAUCCCAGUGGCCCGACUCUGGACGGACGGGGAACAUCGAUCUUGAUUGUUACAUUACUUGCAACAAAAGAAUCUGCAGCCAGCCUCUUAUCCUGGUUUUGCAGUUCUUUCCCGUCUCCGGUAGCCCCGGCGUUGCCUACCGGAACCUCAGCGACGAAGGGAACCUUCUACCUGCAGACUAUCUAUACCCCACCGGAAUUAUUUCACAUUUCCAGAUACACCUGCCAAGAUGGCCGCCCGAAUGGCAAACGGCACAGUCAAUGUGACCGCCCAUAUGAUCACGGCGCUCUUUCCCAAGAUGAACGACCCCGACCCUGACUUUCGGUUCAUGGCCUUGAGUGAUGUUCUCACGUACCUUAAUAUUGGACGGCCGGAUCUUCUAAACCAUGACUACAACGCAGCGUCUCGCACCGUGGACCAUGUCGUGAAGGCGCUGGAUGACCAGAAUGGCGAGGUCCAAAACCAGGCCAUCAAAUGCCUCGGUCCGUUGGUCAAAAAGCUCCCCUCCAGCCUCAUCGGGCCGCUCAUAGAAAAGCUUGUGGCUCUGAGACUCGAGAACUCGGUCGAUAAUGCUAUCCGAGCUAUAGCCGUGCGUACAGUUGUCGAGGCCCUUCCCCGGCCUAUCCCUGGCACGCAGCCCCCGCCCGAGGUUUUCGAGGCCUAUGCUAGCAUCGCCCGCGUGCUCCUUCCACGAUUCCUUCGACGCACUACUACUGGGCAAGGGAUGUUGGAGAAAGACCAAGGUCAAACCUCGGAUGUAAUCGAUGUCCUGAUUGAGGUUGUUCGUUGCUUUGGCCCAGUGCUUGAGUCGGCCGAGAUAGAGGCUUUGCAAGCCGGCUACAUAGCUCUCUUGGACAAGGACAACUGCACCUCCGCCGUCAAGAAACGCACCGUUGUGGCCAUCUCUAUGCUUGCAAAAUAUCUACCGGACGGUCCUUUCCUGGCGUUUUUGGACCGUGCAGUCGCGAUUCUUAAGAAGCCGAACCUCAGCCCCGUUACCCGGCGUAUCUACCUCACCAUUCUUGGGUCCAUGGCUCGAUCAAUCCCUCGACGCUUUAGCCCACAUAUUCCAUCUCUCGUUCCUUUUGUUCUGCAGGCUCUAGGUGAAGAGGAGUUACAGGCACAGCUUGACGAGAUCAGUGAGGGCGGUGGUGACUCUGGCUUGGAGUUCAACGACGUCAGAGAGGCGGCCCUUGUGGCUCUGGAUGCCUUCUUAUCGUCCUGCCCGACACAGAUGCGCCCCUUCACCGAGGAGGCGAUCGCCUCCUGUCUUCGAUAUCUCAAGUACGACCCGAACUAUGCCGUAAACGAGGAUGAGGAAAUGGAGGAGGACCAGGAUGACGAUAUCGACGAUUUCGAGGAUGAUGACGAGUUUGAGGCCGACGCUGGCUUCGACGAUGAUGACGACGCCAGCUGGAAGGUGCGGAGAUGUUCGGCCAAGGCCCUCUACACCAUCGUUUCCACUAGAAGUAGUGGCGACCUGCUCGAUAACGGGGUCCUCUACAACCUGGCUGCUCCAACCCUCGUUAAGAGGUUCGAUGAACGCGAAGAGAACGUUCGGCUGGAGAUCCUAUCGACAUUGUCCCUUUUGAUUCGAAAGACUGGGGAGGGCAUCAUUCCGGAAUUCUCCAUCAACGACUCCGAGGCCGAACUCCUGAAUCAGUUGCCCCAGAGCCGCAAGCGCAGACGCCAGAACAGUGGCGGCGGGGCGUCGGCCUUCGCCAUUACCAUCUCCUCUGGCAUGUCCGGGACCGGCCUCACUUCGCCCACGAUGGAGAAAAUACCUGCCAGUGGACCUCGUGCCGACCUUGCGCGGCUUACCCCCGCCAUUGUCAGGGGUGCGACCAAGUUGCUGAGGGGUAACCUCAUUCCAACCAAGCAGGCUACCAUCAGCCUCCUGCACGAUAUGAUUGCCGUUCAGCGUGGCGGCUUGGCCGAGUACUUCGACCAGAUGAUCGAUCCAAUCAUCGGGGCAAUCCAGUCAUCCGGCGCCUCUUCCACUUCGGCGCCGUUGUCAGUCGCAGGAGGGAAUUCUUCUGCAACACCGAGCACUCUGAGAAUUGCUGCGCUACGUCUGACUGGCGACAUUGCUAAGAACCACUCGUCGACCGUUUUGCAGCCCCAUCUCACAAAGAUCGUGGAGGCAGUCGUCGCUGUUGUCUAUGACCGUUUCUACAAGAUCUCUGCCGAGGCAAUCCAGACGGUCGAAGAAGUCGUGAAAACGAUCACGCCCCCACGGUCACGCAAAACGGCCCAGAAAUACAAGUCGGAACUCCAGAAGCUCUACGAUGUCAUUGUCGACAGGGCAACAGCAAAUGAUGCCGAUGUCGAAGUCCGAAACAAGGCGAUUCAUGCCCUGGGGACACUCCUUUCCCGGACGUCAGGGGCCGAAGGCUUAGCGCUGUUGCCCGCCGAUAAACGGAGCGCCGGGCUUGCCCAUCUCGCACAGCGUCUCAAGAGCGAGACAACAAGGCUCGCCGCUGUCAGGGCUGUCGACACUGUCGCUGCAUUGUCUUCCAGCGCUGACCAGUUUCCCCCACAAUGGGUCCAGCAGGUUGCCUCGGAGCUAGCUGCCCAGCUACGCAAGGCAAACCGGUCCCUCAGGGGUUCCAGUGUGCAAGCUCUCAAGCAUCUCGCUCUCUCUCCCGCCACCAAGGGCACAAUGGACGAAGCGUCAAUCCAAGCCAUCGUCACUGGGCUCAUUCCCGCAAUCAUCCAAAACGAUGCUCAGCUUCUGGGACCUGGUCUACUCGUGCUUGCGCAUCUUGUUCGAGAAAAGCCGAAGGUGGUUGUGACUCCGCAGCUUAUCAACGCCUUGUGUGAGCUGCUGAAAUCGACCUUCCCUGUCUCUGUCCUCGACUCGCUGCAGACUCUUGUCACGAACAUUGGCGAGGCUGGCGAAGGGCGGCAGCUGAUGGCCGGUUUCCUCAAGGACGUUGGGAUCAAUGGAGAUCCAUCGGUUGUCGGGAAGGUCACGGGAACACUUCUCGUCGCGAGUGGCGAUUCGGCCGGAGUUACUAUGGAUAGCUUCGUCCAAGAGCUCCAGGCGAAUUCCCAAGACCAAUCCAGGGCCAGCCUCGCCCUGGCAGUACUUGGAGAAACAGGCUUGAGACUCGGGACUAAGUCUCCGCUCGACCCCAGUAUUUUCCUUGCCCGAUUUAACGCCGACUUGGACAAGGUGGCCCUCACCGCGGCUGUUGCGCUUGGUCGUGCAGGGGCAGGAAACAUUUCUGCAUAUCUUCCUGUCAUUCUCCAGCGACUGGAGAAGCCGGGGGGCAGCCAAUACCUGCUCCUCCAAUCAGUCAAGGAGAUCCUGCAGCAGGCGGCGGUCUCUGCUGCAGACAUCAGCGAGUUCUCUGACGGCAUUUGGAAUCAACUCCUUGCUGCCGCCAAAGCCGAGGACAACAAGGCUGUCUGUGCCGAAUGCCUGGGGCGCAUAGUCAUCAUUGAUCCCAGCACCUACAUGCCCAAGCUGGAGCUACUCCUCCGGAACGAGUCUCGGGCUCUGAGGGCCAUAGCGGUGCAGGCGCUCCGAUACACACUCCCAGAUGAGAAUGAGGCGUUCGACACGGUUCUGAGGUCCCAUUUGGUUGAUAUGCUCAAGAUCAUGCUGGAUGAUCCCGACAUGGAAAUCCGGCGUCACGCAAUGUCGACGCUGAAUUCUGCAGCCCACAACAAGCCUGGCCUGAUCCUCGGCCAUCUCGGUCAACUGGUGCCAUAUGUCAUGAACGAGUCAAUUAUCAAGCCAGAGCUCGUUCGCGAAGUCCAAAUGGGCCCGUUCAAGCACCUGGUCGACGACGGGCUCGAGGUCCGCAAGGCCGCCUACGAGACACUCUAUGCGCUCAUGGAGACGGCCUUCUCGCGCAUUAGCAUCAUCGACCUGUAUGACCGAGUCAUCGCCGGUCUCAAAGACGAUAAUGAUAUCCGCGGUCUCUGCAACUUGAUGGUGUCGAAGCUCGCCUUCAUUGACCCCGACGAGACCAAUCGCCGUCUCGACUCUAUUGCCGAAGCCUACCGUGUGACGCUGUCCACAACCCUCAAGGAGAGCGCGGUCAAGCAGGAGCUUGAGAAGCAGGAGGAAGCCAACAAGAGUGUCCUGCGGGUAAGCCUGCUGCUUGGUGACCGGUUCAAGCCGGGGUCCAAUCUCGCCAGCGGAGGAGCAGCGAGUGGUUCGACGUGGGACAUGUACUGGGCUUGGGUCAACAAAGACUUCUCUAGCCAGCUCAAGAGCCUACGCGAAGAGAGCAAGGAAAUUGCCGCUGGUGGUUCUGAUGGGGCGUAGAUAGACAGGGGCAUCGGUAUCAUGCUUAACCUCGAUUCAUACUACGUAGCAAGUCAUUCCAAACUUGAACUUAAGUUUAUCCUGGC